AUGCCAGACAAGACAGUCAGAGCCCCCAGGGCAAAGUACACAGUACUAGGAGAAGCUAUGCGUUCUGUCAUCCCUGGACAUGUGCAAUGUUCAGUGGGUUGUGGAGGUCAAGACUGCAAAUAUGACAACCCAGAUUACUGGAGUGAUGACCAGCAGGCUAUAAAAGGCCUCUACUCAUCCUGGGUUACUGAUCAUCUUCUCGCUAUGUCCAGACCAUCGACAGAAAUCAUUGAGAAGUAUAACAUUAUUGAUCAGUUCAGAAGAAAUGGUAUUAAAUCAGUAAUCAACCUACAGAUAGCUGGUGAACAUGCCAGCUGUGGAAACCCUCUGGAGCCAGAGAGUGGCUUCUCAUACCGCCCAGAGGUCUUCAUGGAAAACAACAUAUAUUUCUACAAUUUUGGCUGGGAUGACUAUGGAGUGGCCAACCUAACUGCUGUGCUGGACAUGGUGAAGGUCAUGGCUUUUGCUCUGCAGGAGGGAAAGAUAGCAGUCCACUGUCACGCUGGUCUCGGCAGAACAGGUGUACUGCUAGCUUGUUUCUUGGCCUAUUCUACCAGGAUGACCGCUAACCAGGCUAUUUUGUAUGUACGUGCUAACCGUCCUAAUUCCAUCCAGACCCGAAGUCAGCUGCGUUGUGUCAGGCAGUUUGUCCAGUUCCUUACCCCUCUGAGAAGUGUGUUUUCCUGUGCUGAGCCUCGAUCCAACCCAGUUACUCUGUCCCAGUACCUGAACCACCAGAGACACAUACUGCAUGGUCAUGAGAGGAAGAAGCUAAGACACGUACCAAAGAUUGUUCACUUAGUGUCUAGGCUGCUGGUGGACAUUGCAAUGAAUCGACAGGUGAUUGAGGAGGACAUUCUGGACGCCCCAGAUAUUCGUGACAUAGAGAGGACUCUCAGUAUCACUAAAACAGGUCCUGAAUUUUUUACAAAGGGGCCCAGCUUACCAUUUAUGCCCACCUUACACAAGCAUUUCAACAAGCCACCUAUCUUCUACCAUCACAAAAGUCUAAGCUACAGUGAGUCUGACUUGAGACGACUGGGCUCACAGCUCCACCCCCUCAAACAGCAUCUCAACUCCCUGGCACAGAGUAAUGUUAAAAUGUCAGUUUCUCCAUCUGAACCAGCUCUUCCAGUAUCACUGUCAUCCCAGCAUCAAGGUUGGAAUAGCAACUUGUCUGACCUCUCACACGACUCAACAGGCUCUCUCUGGAAAAUCAAGAAUACAGAAAACCACAGGGAUGGAUCCAUUCUGCUGAAGAACGUGAAGCAGAAAAAGAUCCAACGUAGUGAGUCUGUGGGAAACAAGGAACUUACCAGCAAGGGUAACAUGUUGCCCAGAUGGAAGGCAGAGCAAAGGGAAGAACUAGCAAUUAAAUCUGAAGGUAGAGAGGAGGAGCAUUCAGAGAUGUCAGAGGUGCCGUUUAUCACCCUACAGUCAGAGCUGUCCCUGGAUUCUAGGAGGCUGCAGGUGGCGCAGGCCCUGGCAGUGGACCUUUUUCUUCAUGGAGAAGAUGAGCACAAGAGCAAAGUCUUAACGUGGGAGGCAGAGCUGAACCAAGGGGGUGCAUGGGAACGGCUGCACAUGGAGCGGGAUCCCGUCAUCCUCACUGGGCUCAUGUGGGCAUGUUUAGAGCAGCUUAGCGAUCCGGUUAUCUCCAUUCAGGAAGCCAGAGCCCUGAACCCCCAAAACACUGAUGCUCAAACUGCCCUCAGCACACUUGACCAGGCCCCUAAAGAAACACUGACAUAUAUACUGGACUGUAUGGCUAAUAUGCUAACGAUACCAGAAGAGGUUGAAAAUGCAUUUCUGAACCGUACUAUCAAGGCUUUCACCUGGGUAAGAAAACCUCUACAUCUUUUUAUUUGCACUUUAUUUCAGCAAUUACAUUAAUGUAGACAUUGUCUUCACUUG
Messenger RNA from Monopterus albus (swamp eel), 1914 nucleotides. It is a transcript of the gene ptpdc1b, whose product is annotated as protein tyrosine phosphatase domain containing 1b. Gene Ontology annotation, biological process: cilium assembly; protein dephosphorylation. Bases 1 to 1893 code for a protein of 630 amino acids. Lineage: Eukaryota; Metazoa; Chordata; Actinopteri; Synbranchiformes; Synbranchidae. Gene Ontology annotation, molecular function: protein tyrosine phosphatase activity. The transcript has 8 exons. The record is from RefSeq and is a predicted model, not a curated record.